AUGUUAGCAUCAAUAGUCCGCUAUGCAGACGACACAGCAGGUCUAGAGAAGACGUUGCGAUUAUUCCAAGGAUUUUGCACCAUCGCCGUAGGAUUGGUUGAGUCAGCACCGCAAGAAGCGGCAUACUGGAUUAGAUUGAGGUCACAAUUGGCAUUGGGGCGAAGAUAUUUCCGCCUGCUAAAGUGGCAGCCCUGCUGGAGCAACGCCAUCACGACUCUUGGCUCGGAUAAGGCGCCGCUGUACAAAACGCUUGAUGUAGCCAAAUGGUCCAUGCUGGGGAUGUAUUUCUUCCUCGAAAUGUUCACCAUCGGCAAUGCUAUCGGCGCAACUUCUUUCGACUGGGCACCGAUGGUACAACGAGAAGCAAACAAGUCCUGGUUCUACGCUUUGUUGUUCUCAAUCCUGGUAUCACUGUAUGAGCUGUUAAUUCUACAGAUCCCGAAGCCGAUCAAGUCCGAGAAGCAGGCCUCGGCGGAAGGAAAUGGCUCGACUAGCAAGGGCGAAGUCAAGGAGAAGUCCACAGCACCUUCAUCGGUAUCAUCGCUCAGUGAUCGCGAACGAAACAGGAUCUGGGCCCAGCUUGCGAUAGAUUGCAACGACCUGAUCAUUCCAGGCUCCGCAGUCGGCUGGAUCUCAGCAGGUCCGAUAUUCGUGGGCACAUGCAGCACAAUCAGCACAGUGCUAGCAGGCCGACAGAUCUGGAACCGCGUACAAGAACGAGCUCAGCAGCCAUAA
Fulvia fulva is the source of this 735-nucleotide messenger RNA. RefSeq lists its product as uncharacterized. The record is from RefSeq and is a predicted model, not a curated record. Bases 1 to 735 code for a protein of 244 amino acids. Lineage: Eukaryota; Fungi; Ascomycota; Dothideomycetes; Mycosphaerellales; Mycosphaerellaceae. Gene Ontology annotation, cellular component: peroxisomal membrane. Gene Ontology annotation, biological process: peroxisome fission; regulation of peroxisome size. The transcript is spliced from 3 exons.